Molecule: messenger RNA, 2103 nt
Organism: Heterotrigona itama
Lineage: Eukaryota; Metazoa; Arthropoda; Insecta; Hymenoptera; Apidae
Source: the annotation of a GenBank genome assembly
AUGAACAAAAACGAGUCGACGAGUAGAUACGGACCCCUCGUCGGUGCAAUCGACGAAGGGACGAGUAGCGCUAGAUUUUUGGUAUUGAACGCUCGACGUUACAUACUCGCGUUAUUAAAUCAUUCCAGCAUAUUUUCGACGCUCGCGACGUUUGCGCGUCAUUACACGCGUACGUAACGCGUUCGCUGUACAGUAUCGAAAGUACAGUACGACGCGUUUUUAGAAUUUUAGAAACACGCGUCGAGUCGGUACGUCGUAAUUGCACGCGAUCGUACAAUUAUUCGUACGAUCACAUUGAAAAUUCGUACGUUCGCACAUUCGUACGUUCGUUCUUUCGGCCGAAAAUUUUAAUCGAUACUUUCGAAAAAUUUCUUCCAUCUUUUCGUUUCGUUCCUUUCGUUUCGCGACCAGCGACCGUUGGCUAACCGUCGUUCUCGUACCGUUGUUUCAGGUAUUUGCCGCAGAUACAGCCGAAGUGUUGACGUAUCAUCAAGUCUCGAUAUCGCAAUCGUGUCCAAAAGAAGGAUGGGUGGAACAAGAUCCCACAGAAAUAUUAGGAGCAGUGAGAGAAUGUCUGAAUCAGACCGUGUUCAAUCUAAGGCAGCUUACCAUAGAUCCUAGCGAUAUAGUUGCGAUCGGUGUAACGAACCAAAGAGAGACCACGGUCGUAUGGGACUCCGUUACCGGAGAACCGUUACACAAUGCCAUAGGAUGGAUGGAUACGAGGAGCACUUUGAUCGCAGACGACGUAUUGAAAAAAACACGCAAUCGGAAUAAAGAUUACUUAAAGCCACUUUGCGGCUUGCCGAUCAGUCCAUAUUUCAGCGCUCUAAAGUUGAAAUGGUUGCUAGAGAACGUAGCUCGCGUUCGCGAGGCUGUGGAUCAGCAACGUUGCAUGUUCGGCACGAUCGAUUCUUGGUUAAUUUGGAACUUGACCGGAGGAACAAGUUUCGGCGUUCACGCCACCGACGUUACAAACGCUUCGAGAACGAUGCUAAUGAACAUCGCCACUUUAAAAUGGGAUCCGACGUUGUUGUCGUUCUUCGACAUACCCGCAGAGAUUUUACCCGAGAUCCGUAGUUCGUCAGAGAUAUACGGAUAUAUACAGGACGACGUUUUAUCCGGAGUACCAAUAUCAGGGGUGAGUAGCACCACGUUCGUCGAUCGAAACGGCGAUCGUUUCAAAUCGUCGUUGUCGUUGCAGUGUUUAGGCGAUCAACAGUCGGCAUUGGUAGGUCAAAUGUGUCAAGAAAGGGGACAAGCAAAAAGCACUUACGGUACAGGCUGUUUUCUUUUGUACAAUACCGGAACUGCCAUCGUAGAUUCGUCUCACGGCUUGUUGACGACAGUCGCUUACCAAUUAGGACCGCAAACAGCACCGGUAUACGCUCUCGAGGGUUCCGUAGCCGUAGCCGGUGCUGUCAUUCAGUGGUUGAAAGACAAUCUCGGAACACUGUCCGACGUAAAAGAGUCGGAAUCCGUCGUCGAGCAAAUUUCCACCGACGAGAAUCGCGUUACAUUCGUGCCCGCAUUCGCCGGAUUGUACGCUCCAUAUUGGAGGAAAGACGCGAGAAGCGUUAUAUGCGGGAUCACCGAAGACACUAACAGCACACACGUCGCAAAAGCAGCUUUGCAAGCCGUUUGUUUUCAGACGAGAGACAUCUUGGAAGCCAUGAGGCAGGACACGGGUUUAACCUUGUCGAAAUUGUUAGUGGACGGUGCUAUGACCACCAAUAAUCUGUUAAUGCAGAUGCAAGCGGACAUUUGUGGAAUUCCAGUUGUGAGGCCUUUGAUGUGCGAAACUACCGCGCUGGGAGUUGCAAUCGCUGCGGGGAACGCAGACGGUAUACGCAAGUGGGACGUGAAAAUAGACGCUGCCGUACCAAGCGACGUCUUUCUACCUUCGAUAACCGAGAACGGUUGAAGGUUCUUUUACCCGUGGACGACGACACCGCGUUCGCGACAAUAGGCGAUAGCUUCCAACAAUCGUCGAAACCAUCGGCGACUACGAGAUUCGUCGACGAACGUAUCGCGCCUCGCGACAUCCAACAAACUACCGCAUCGAGCGUAUUCCACGACGAUGCAAACGCUAAACGUCAAACG